Molecule: messenger RNA, 288 nt
Organism: Echinostoma caproni
Lineage: Eukaryota; Metazoa; Platyhelminthes; Trematoda; Plagiorchiida; Echinostomatidae
Source: the annotation of a GenBank genome assembly
AUGGAAGGUGGUACAAAGAAGGUCCCGGCUAGCGAACAAGUCAAGAAUGGGACCCAUCCAACCAGACGCGCAGACGUAGCGGCGGGAAGUACUUUGAGAGACAAUGUUAACUACCACCCGAAACGAACGAAUCGACAAUUACAACCCGACAGACAAUCCGCAGCUAGCCGAAAGAUAUACACCGAAUGUCACUACGUCGGAGCUGUCGAUCAAUGUAUCUUGUUCUACGAUCGGGUCAAACCAGCCGGAACGGCACGCGGAAGAACAAGCAACUCACGUGCCAAGUGA